Molecule: messenger RNA, 3846 nt
Organism: Guillardia theta CCMP2712
Lineage: Eukaryota; Cryptophyceae; Pyrenomonadales; Geminigeraceae
Exons: 3
Coding region: 1-3846 (1281 amino acids)
Source: RefSeq, a predicted model, not a curated record
AUGUCUCCGUUCCCCCCGCCGAUUGAUUCCGGGAGGACCAUGGUGGCGGACGCAUCUCUAGACUACAAAGUUCAUGAAGAAGGCGCAGAGGAGGAGGAGGAGUUGAACGCUGAAGAGGAUCCUAUCAAGCAGCUCGACAUUCAGCUCAGAGAGCACUUUACGUUGCUGUACAUGUUGGAGCCAGGAAACCACCUGAACUCAAAGCUCGGAGUGAGAGAACUCUACAGGAAGGACUUGCUCACAUCAUUCUUCUACAAGGAGCCGCUGACAGCGCUCUACGCGCACAAGUUCUUCCAGGCGCUGUCGUUCAUAUAUGGUGGAUACCUGGUGACCAUGGCGUACAUGUCCACUUUGAAGUAUCACGAUUACGAGCAUCGGCUGGUGAAGAUCGAUACUGUGCUGGUCGAAACUGAUUACCAGAGAAACCCAACACGGAUCGACUUCAGUCUGGCGAGCUGCAGUUGGAAUGAGAACCUGAGCUUCGUCUUGGCUGCAGCCCAGGGUUUGUCAUACAUGCUGUCGUCGGUGUUUGCGUUCUUUGAGUGCAUGAAGGCUCCGAGACGGAUCAUUGUCCUCGGAGGGUGGAUCGUUGGAAUCGGGAACCUUGUUCUUGCCGUCGGGGCCAGGGAUGAGAUCUCCGAGCUUGACAACUCCCAGACCUUGACGUUGUUCUUUGUGACAAUCUUUGUGUUCCCCUGCCCCAUCCUCUUCCUGGAGACGUUCGCCCUGGAGCUGCUCGUGGUUUCUCUCGUCAUCAGGAUCAUUGGGUACGCGACGGUCAGGAGCUACAGGAUCGAGCUGCUGGUGGCCUUCGUGCUAUUCUUCGCAGCCCUCCUGCACAAGAUCUCCAGGAGGAUCGCUGCCUCCAAGGAGCUGAGGGUGGACGCUGCCAUGUUCGACAGCGCAUGGAAGUCGAUCACCAGCAUGGGGCAAGCUCAGUCAGCCCUCCAGGAGACUGACAGGCUCAUCAACGAAUUCUUCGUCUCCUUCCCCGGCAAGUCUACGCCUACCAGCAGGCACACGUUCAUCAUGCCGUCGUCGUCCAUGGAGGCACCGACGGUCGACGGAAGCAACAGGAGGCUCAGCCGGAUGAGCUCGAGGUCGAGGGUGAUGCCGAUCGACUCCAUGAUCUCGAUCUCCGUCAGCUCAUUAACGGACUCCAUUCCUUCUUACCCUGUUCACAACUUGGAUCAGCUGUACGCCCGGUCUGUCGUCGUGCUCCCAAUGCUCUUGCGUAAGGUGAUGACGGUAGGGAUAGAUUGGAGCGGAUACUGCUGCAUAGUGAAUGCGGACGGGCAAGAGAAGCAGUACCUUUUGUACAAGGACCUGGAGAAGUCCCCAGCUGCCAUGAGGAAUGUCUACUUCUCCAGCAUCAAGAACAUCAACCGGUCGGUUGAAAAGAUCCUGGCCUUCCUGUACGGCGACGUUUCUCAGCUCACAGACGUGGUGCGGCAGAGCAUCUUCUUCAACAGCCUGGAGGACCUGAAUGGGGCGCUGAAGCAGCUUAUGGAAGACACCGAAAUCGAGAUCGCGUACAUUAGAAACCGACUGAGCAGGCCGUGCAGCGGGUACAGAGACAUCACUUUGAACAUCUGCUUCACCAACGACCAGGCCAUCCAGAACAACUUGCUGGGUCACAUCUGCGAAGUCAGGCUUGCUCUGAUUGAGCUGCACUCGCUCGUCUCUCCAGCGAGCCAUGAAGCUUGCAUCAUGAGGAAGCUGAUCCUGCAGACGCGCAAGAUGGACAAGGGGAACGCCAGCAACGUGCUGUUCCUCAUCAAACAACGGCGAAAGUUCCUUCAGACUUUUACGUUCGUCAUGCAGUCAGGAAUGAUGGUCAGCGAAGGCGCUGCAGAGGGCGACACGUCCUCUGUCAGCUCUCUCCUUAUGGCAGCCAAGGGGAUGGUGCCGGGGGGGCUUUUGGACCACCUCGUCCACUCGGUCGAGGCAGGAGUGCACGACGCCAAGACAGGGAGCGUGAUUUUCUCCUCCCGGCCUCUCAGCAACGUCAUACACAAACGCAUGUUUCAGAUGGGGCUGGUGGUAGCUGGUGUUGUGAUGAUAGUCACUUACGUCUUGGACGACUACCUCCCGAUCAUGGAGCUGGUCAGUCGCAGCCACUUCGCUGUCUCGCAUGCCCGCAUCAAGGUGUUGAGGACAAGGUCGCCAGUUGCCCCCAACGCCUCCCUUGAGCGCUUCAGCUUCCUAAGAGACUGUGUCAAGCUGACCCCUGAGCUGAAGGCGAGGAACGAGUCGCACUUCUACUUUUCCUUCCCCAGUCCGAUCUCUGCCAACGGAUGGGAGUUCUAUACAGGCUCGCAGGAUUCUUCCUACCAGCACGACCCCACCGCUCUCGAGCUGCACGUGACCCAGGACAGUGCCCAGCUCGACCCUACGAGCUUGAGCGAGGCGAGCUGGGCACUGAAGUCAAAGUUUGACUGCGGGUUGAGCCCAAGGACCGAACUCUGUGAGCCGAAGGAGGAGAACGUGACGAGGACUCGGAACCAGCGGUAUCACUUCGACCUGAGGAUCUCCUGGCAGUGCGUUGCCGAGUUAGUCAAUAUCUCCUUCCGGAUGAUCGCGACCUUUGGUACACCCAUCCUCGCACAAGCAGGCUUCACUCUCCUGGGCAAGAUUGCCGUCGCUUGCGCCUUCCAUGCUACAGGAGUCGUCGAUCUCAUCGUCGCCACCUUCACGCCUCUGCCUCUGCUCGGAUUCCUGCAAUCUUUCCUCUGGGGACUCUUCGAGUUGGCGUAUGGCUCGGUGAUGCAGUUCAAGGAGCAGUACACGCUUACGCUGCUUCCUGUGUACUGCCUGGCCGGAUCCUUCAUGAACACGCUCCUCAUCAACCUUAGGGAUGGAGAAUUCAGCGUCACGAUCAGUACCCUGCGGCCCAACCACAUCUUCCUCUUCUUCGCCUGGGUUUCCUUCUUCGUCUGGAGGAGGUAUCUGCUGUACAAGUCAUUCAAGAGGAUCGAGCGAGACAUCUUUGAGUACGACGAGCUCUGGCGGCAGGUAGCGCAGGACGAGCGCAACCUGGCGGAGCUCAACGACACCAUGAACAGGCUCCAAGUCCACUGCUCUGCGAUACAGCACCUUUCCCUCCCCUCCGAUGGGAUGAGGAUACCGCGGACGCCCAUCGGCCUCGAGAGCACCUUCAGGCCCCAGCUGGCUCUCCAGAUCCAGGAGAAGCUCGCUCGCAAAAGCUCGCGACUGGUAACCAUGAUGGCCUUGACAAAGGAGCUCACUAUGACCACCUCCCAACUGAGGGUGAACUCCCUGGAGCAGCUGUACGCGCAGGCUCUCGUCGUACAGCCCGUGUUCUUCGAGAAGGUGAAGGAGCUGGGCUCUAGGUGCAACUGCUUCUUCCUCCUCGACGACUUCCUGCGGGAGAACGAGCGGUACAUCGCAUGGAAGGAGAUCACCGACGUCCCAGACCGCAUCACCAUGAUCAAACGCCCGGCCCUCAAGAACGUCAGCCGAGCCAUCCAGAAGGUCGUCCGAUCCUACAACGGCGACGUGUCGCGGCUUACGGACAUCGUGCGCUACGCGCUCGUCUUCGACGACAUCGUCGAGCUCAGGAGGGCCGUCGAGCUCAUCAUGGAGGAUUCCGACAUCAGAGUGGUGAGGGUGAAGAACAGGCUGGACCCUAACUACAAGUCGAUCAAGUCAGGCGGGUACAGGGACAUCUGUAUGAACAUCAGCAUCUCCAACCACUACACCCAGAGGCUCUUCAUCGAUCAUCACCUUUGCGAGCUUCAGCUGGUGCUCAGGAGCUUCAUGGACCUGAGGAACGAGAAAGGGCACAAGAACUAUCGCGUCUUCCGCGAUCAACGUUGUGAAUAG